Molecule: messenger RNA, 3501 nt
Organism: Gambusia affinis (western mosquitofish)
Lineage: Eukaryota; Metazoa; Chordata; Actinopteri; Cyprinodontiformes; Poeciliidae
Gene: sonb
Product: protein SON
Exons: 20
Coding region: 100-2949 (949 amino acids)
Biological process (GO): regulation of cell cycle; regulation of mRNA splicing, via spliceosome
Molecular function (GO): RNA binding
Source: RefSeq, a predicted model, not a curated record
CUACAAAUAAAGUUGAGAAAAAAAACGAACAGCAGAGGGUGCAGCUAUCGAGCGGAUGGAGUUCCUACCCGGACGUUUAUUCUAGUUACACACUGAAACAUGGCGGCCAACAUAGAACAAAUUUUCCAGGAUUUUAUUCUAAACAAGAUUCGCGAGAUAGAGGAACAGAAGGGUGAUAAAAGCAGUGAGGCAACAGGCGCGGACUGUGAAGAUAAAGUUAGUGAUGCGGCAAAGAGAAGUCCUCCGAGCGCCCAGGAUCAGGACCCCAGCAAGUCCCAAAAGAAGCAGAAGAAGCACAAAAAGCACAAGAGCAAGAAGAAGAGGAAGAACCAUGAGAAGGAGAGCAGUUCUGAAUCUGGAGCCGACAUGGAGGGACAAGAGCCGAGAAAAGAGACACCAGCUCCAGAGAUGAAGGAGCAAGGUGACAAGAAGUCCAGCUCCAACAGAGAGCACUCAUCAGGAAAGAAGAAGAGAAAGAAGAAAAAGAAGAGAAGGAGAAGUGAAGAGAACACGUCCGAUUCGGACUCGGAAGUCACAUCGAAGCAGAAGCUCAAUGAAUGCUUGCGACCUCGACAGGAACAGCUCCCAGAUAUCAUCCCCAAACAGGACAGCUCCAAUAAAGGGACUGGAAAUGAAAUGAGAGCUGGGAGCAGGAGCCCGUGUCCGCCAUCACAUUCCAAUUCUGAGUCCCAUUCCUCCUCAGUGAAGAGCAACCCCGCCUCAUUGCUGGGACUCCACUGCCAAAGGUCACAGACUCAAUCACCGUCUCCUUCACAGUGCCACCAACGCGAAAGCAGCCCGUCUGAGACGACAGGACAUUUGUGUGAAUCCGUGCUCAAUCCCCAGUGUCCUUCAGAGAGGCCUCAGUCGCCAGUGAAGAACCUCAGUUCUGCACAUAGACCCCUGCUGGUAGAAGAGAGAGCUGAACCAAAAACAGCGGAGCCAGGGGAGAAUCGAGACAAAACUGAAAAACAAGGUUCUGGUUCAUCUGCCCACAAGCCACCCACACCCUCUGAGCCCAAACAAGCCCCGAAGUCCACCGCCCCUCAUCAGAAAGCUUCAGAAAAGCCCAGGUCUCAUGACAAGUCACCAGCUAGGAGGAAAAGAAAGCAGUCCCAGUCCCCAGGCAGAGACAGAGACAGGAAGUCAUCAAAGAAGAGAAAAAGAUCCAAGUCCCACAGCAGGAGCUACAGGAGAAGAUCCAGAUCCAGGAGCCGCUCAGGGAGGAAGAGGUCACGCUCCAGGUCGGUCCACCGGCGCUCCCGGAGGUCCCGGUCACGGUCUGCAUCACGCAACCGCAGGAGGCUAACCUACAGCCAGAGGGACCGCUGGAAACGUGAACCGAGCCACUCCCCUGUCCUCAUCCUGCGCAAAAAAAGAUCGCCCACAAGAAAGGACCGGAGCAGGAGUACCAGCCCAAAACGCAUCAGUGAACUGGAUAAGGAGCAGUUGUUGGAAAUAGCCAAGGCCAAUGCUGCUGCCAUGUGUGUGAAAGCUGGGAUGCCCGUCCCUGCCAGCCUUAGGACUACAGUGCUUCCUCUGGCCCUACCAAACAUGGCCAUGAAUGCAGCGAUGGCUAGCAUGACUGCUGCUUCUGUGACUGCAGCUCUGUCUAACAUGGGGACUCUGUCUUCGCUGCUCACACUGCCCUCCGUCGGUAACAAGCCGUCUUUCCUCGGCAUCCAGUCCAACUCAGCCGCUCUGGAAGAAGUGAAAAAGAAAGUGGCGAAGCAGGCCAACAGCAUUAGCAUUAAGGAAUUUACUGAUAAAUGCAAGAUGAUUGCAGACAGCACUGGAGAGCUGCCGGUGGCACUACCUCAUGUUUCCGAUGAAGAAGAUGAUGGCAAACUCUUUGGAGGAUCAACCAUUCGAGAGCAAAAAGUUAUCAACUUCAACAUUAAUAACACAACAGUUCGUCCAACAUCGCGUAGUGAUGCAGAAAUGGCCAAGGAGUUUCCUGUGUCUUCAGGGUCACAACAUCGUAAGAAGGAGGGAGAAGGAGUGGUUGCCUAUGGAGAGUGGGUUCCAGUUGAGAAAACAGCUGACAAAUCUACAUCUACGGGCAAGAAGUCUGUGUCAAACGCUCCCUCAGCUACAUCCAUUUUACUGUCAGGCGAGGCUUCAGAUUCAGGGUUACCCGACGUCAUUGAGCAGCAGGCGGCACCUGUACCCGACAACGACAGUGUUUUCCCUGAAAUACGGCAGCAGAAUGUGGAUAUCACCCAGGCAGUGACAGAGAGAAUCAAAGCUCAGAGGCGAUUGGCUGAGAACCCCUAUGACAUCAGUGCCAUUUGUAUGCUCAGCCGCGCUCAAGAGCAGGUGGAUGCAUGGGCUCAGUCCAGUAACGUUCCUGGUCUCUUUACUGGUUCUACUGGAGCCCAGGUUCUCAGCUCAGAGGAGCUGUCUACCAGCGGACCACAAGCAUGGCUAAAGAAGGACCAGUUCCUCAGGGCGGCUCCGGUGUCGGGCGGUGUUGGGGAGUUCCUCAUGAGGAAGAUGGGCUGGAGAACGGGCGAGGGCUUAGGGAGGAACCGCGAGGGGACGGUGGAACCAAUCGUCAUUGACUUCAAGGUGGACAGAAAAGGUCUUGUUGCUGAGGGAGAAAAGCCACAGAAGCAAACAGGAGGACUUGUUGUAACCAAGGACCUAAUGGGGAAGCACCCGGUUUCUGCUCUCAUUGAGUUGUGCAACAAGAAGCGGAUCACACAGCCAGAAUUUGUCAUGGUUCACCACAGCGGACCAGACCACCGCAAGAGUUUCCUUUUCAAGGUCACUGUGGACGGGGUGGACUAUCAGCCGCAAACUGCCAGUCCCAAUAAGAAACACGCCAAGGCCAUGGCAGCCACCGUCGCCCUGCAGGCUCUCGGAGAGGUUCCUGCAGAUGGACCUGGACUCUACACCGGCCCUGUCUUCACUGCUGCCUCCACCGGCCCUCUGUUCUCCACAUAGACAUUCACACAGAGCUUUUAUUUUCCUACUGCAAACAUUUCAGUUUGUGACAGUCAGUCAGGAAGGCACAGGACGUAUUCCAGCUAAAACAGCUUCCUGCUUUUGUUCAGGAUGCCUCAUUGUCAUGGCAGACCCGGUGCACAACAUGGAACCGAGCCAGUCAGUAAAUCCACUUGUAGUGUUUCUUUCUGGUACCUAAAUAUUCUGUUGUUCACCGUUGUAGCUGGUAGAUAGUAAGAUCUCAGCUGCCAUCUAGGUGGUUAUAAACCCCUUCUAACAUACUCGGACGUAUUACACAGAGAUUGUAUAAAAUAUGCAUGGGUGUACCUUUGUAAGUUAUGUAAAUAUGUAUAGUGAGUGUAAUGUAUAGCAUCUGUUUUAAUCUUUUAUUAGUUGAAACUAAGUAAAGACUUCUAGCAGUAAAUGGCAAGCCUUGGUUCUGUUUGUCCUCUUGUAGUUUUCCUUCUGACUAAAUGUUUCACACAAGGCUGUUCAGGUUGGAAUAAAGCCUUGUAACAUAUGCAAACUGAAAUAAAGAUUUUAUUUAUGUAA